CAAAGAGUUUAUCCAGUAAUAGAAGCUACUAGAAGAACCUAGUCAGCUCUAGUCCCCUUCCAUUUUCCUCGCCUCACUACCGAAAGCUAGGGUUUACGGUUUCUGCAAUUUCGAAGAUUUUGAAUCUGUAGUAAUCGUAUUUGAAGGUAAUCGGAAAAAGCUAUGGACCCGAUGAAGUUGAAUCAACUGAAGCAAUUCGUCGAACAGUGCAAAUCCAAUCCUUCCAUUCUCGCCGAUCCUUCUCUUUCAUUUUUCCGUGACUACAUUGAGAAUCUCGGUGCUAAACUUCCUCCGGCUGCUUACGACACCGGCGAUUACAAAGAGAAGUCUCAUGCGGUGGAUGCGAGUGAUGACGAAAUGGAUGAUGUUGAGAAUGAUGCUAGUACGAAAGAGACAGUUGAAGAAGAGGAGGAGCCUGAGAUAAUUGAAUCCGAUAUUGAGCUUGAUGAGAGUGACACCGUGGAGCCUGACAAUGAUGAGCCACAGAAGAUGGGAGACCCUUCCGUGGAGGUUACUGAAGAAAGCCGUGAUGCUUCUCAGGAGUCCAAAGCUCAGGCCAUGGAAGCAAUUUCUGAAGGUAAGCUAGAAGAUGCAAUUGAGCAUCUUACAAAGGCAGUUCUCCUCAAUCCUACAUCCGCAAUUAUGUAUGCUACUAGAGCUACUGUUUAUAUCAAGAUGAAGAAGCCAAAUGCUGCCAUACGAGAUGCAACUGCAGCAUUGGAGAUAAACCCAGAUUCUGCUAAAGGUUACAAAUCUCGUGGCAUUGCCAGAGCCAUGCUGGGACAAUGGGAGGCAGCUGCUAAGGAUCUUCACGUGGCUUCGAAGCUGGACUAUGAUGAGGAAAUAAGUGCUGUGCUUAAGAAGGUUGAGCCAAAUGCACAUAAAAUUGAAGAACACCGCAGGAAAUAUGAUAGGUUGCGCAAAGAACGAGAAGAUAGAAAAAUUGAGCAUGAGAGACAACGAAGAAAGGCUGAAGCUCAGGCUGCUUAUGAAAAGGCCAAGAAGCAAGAAGAAUCAUCAUCAAGUAGGAGAGCUGGUGGCUUCCCUGGUGGCAUGCCCGGAGGCUUUCCUGGUGGCAUGCCUGGUUUUCCUGGUGGCAUGCCCGGAGGUUUUCCUGGUGGCAUGCCUGGAGGCUUUCCAGGUGGCAUGCCCGGAGGCUUUCCAGGGGGAAUGCCCGGGUCUGCACCUGGAGGAAUGCCCGGAGGCAUGCCUGGGGGUAUGCCUGGGGCCACACCCGGAGGAAUGCCCGGUAACAUGGACUACAGCAAAAUACUGAAUGACCCUGAAUUAAUGGCGGCAUUCAAGGAUCCAGAUGUCAUGGCUGCACUGCAAGAUGUGAUGAAGAACCCAGCUAAUUUGGCCAAGCAUCAAGGAAAUCCUAAGAUUGCUCCUAUUAUUGCGAAAAUGAUGGGCAAAUUUGCUGGAAAUAAUUGAGAGCUUUUGGGAUUCAGUAGGAAUUUCUAGAGUUUGAUAGAGAACAUGUUACUUAUCGUAAGCUUGGUUUUUAUCGAGUAUAAAGUCAUUCCCCAAGAUUGUGUCUAAUCCAAGUUUAGGUUCAAACUAGCUGUCUUCUUUUUUAUAGAUUUGUUAUUGUUAAGUUAUAUGUAUCAACUAUUUUCCCUACUGGUGAAUGGUGUUAUGCUAUACAAAAACUGCCUUCUAUUUCUA
Molecule: messenger RNA, 1668 nt
Organism: Solanum tuberosum (potato)
Lineage: Eukaryota; Viridiplantae; Streptophyta; Magnoliopsida; Solanales; Solanaceae
Product: FAM10 family protein At4g22670
Exons: 11
Coding region: 163-1434 (423 amino acids)
Cellular component (GO): histone deacetylase complex
Molecular function (GO): Hsp70 protein binding; protein dimerization activity
Source: RefSeq, a predicted model, not a curated record